AUCCUACGCUUGCUUCCUCCGUUCCUACACUAUGUCCAUCGAAACCUCAGAAACAGCUCAGGCUCCUGCUAUCUUUGAUUCUCUGCCGUACUAUGACAAUGACUUGGAAAGGGAUCCGAGUCUGAAGGAAAGAGCAGAAAAACUCAUUGCUCGAGAAGUCCAGUCUUCAACAACAUUUCACCCUCGCGUCCCGCCACCGAUUGAAUUAUUCUCUAAAGACCCACUAUUGCAGGCUGAGCUUGCGCGCAUAGAGGCACACCAGCCACUACCUCAACUCGACACUACUCGUUACCAGCUUCCUGGACCUACGUCCGUUCCUGCGACACAGGAACAUUGGCAAGCUGCUCUCGACAAUGCCUAUGCGCAACUAGAGCAUCAAAGAAUACGACAUGCCAAUAUUGCGUUAAUGCAGAACUAUGGUGCUAAUGCAUGGCGGAUACAUAAUUACCUCCUUGAAACCACCACCAAAAACUUAGAGAAAGCACUUGAGGAGCUGAAGGAGUUGACUACUGAAGUAAAUCGGGAUAGGAAGAAUUUCCAAACUCGCGUCGGCAACCAACUCACAACACUUGAGACUCGGUGGACAGAACUCAUCUCAAGUGUCCUCCAAAUUGAGAUGGCAAAUAUUGCUUUGGAAGGAGAAAUUGAUAGACUGAGCAAAAAGGAAGCAGACCUUGCUGCCGCUACGUUGUAAUAUUUUGUGGACACGUGUAUUAUUAUAUCCCUGCUUCUUCGAUUUUGCUUUCGUCUAAUUGCUUUCAAGAAUUGCCUGGCAAACACAGCGUACACUCGCCCUCGGACUGGAUUGAUCAACCCCGGUAUCGAAUAACCCACGAUGCAUGGCAAAAAAAAAAAUAUCAAACGUAAUUUUUACCUGGUAGAAGCAGUCUAAGGUUCCUGCAUAGUUGUGCCUACAUUCCAUCCAUACGCCCGGCUCGUAGAAGAUAAUUUCUCAGC
Molecule: messenger RNA, 957 nt
Organism: Somion occarium
Lineage: Eukaryota; Fungi; Basidiomycota; Agaricomycetes; Polyporales; Cerrenaceae
Source: the annotation of a GenBank genome assembly